Messenger RNA from Pecten maximus, 5186 nucleotides. RefSeq names its product fibropellin-1-like. The coding region runs from base 150 to 4697 and encodes 1515 amino acids. Gene Ontology annotation, biological process: Notch signaling pathway; axon guidance. The record is from RefSeq and is a predicted model, not a curated record. Lineage: Eukaryota; Metazoa; Mollusca; Bivalvia; Pectinida; Pectinidae. The transcript has 39 exons. Gene Ontology annotation, cellular component: plasma membrane; signaling receptor complex; cell surface. Gene Ontology annotation, molecular function: calcium ion binding.
UAUCACUGAUUAAAAAGAACGCCCCAGAGUUCAUAGUAAACGACAGAGACACGGAAAUAGACAAGCUCAAAACUUACCUCGUCGGCGACCUUCUCGUCAUAUUAGAGGGCAUAGAGGUCAAGAUAGUUUGGCGAACAGAGGCUACCAUUAUGCCCACUAAGGGCGCCCAGUCCACAUUGACAACAUCAAUGCAGAUAGAUACCAUGACGAAGACAGUCUACGUCAGUGAGACUCCAAUGCUGACCCUGCCUGGCAGCUCUGGGACAUCCACGGUCUAUGUUGUGUAUGAUGCCACCUAUGCCAACAUGACAUAUGGACUCAAAUACACCAGUGAUCUGGCAAAUCCAAGCUCACAGCGAUACCGCGAGCUCGAAUCUAAAUUCUGUGAUGAGUUACGCCGUUAUUUCAAAUCCGCAAGCGUUUCAAAACAUUUACAACAGUGUCAGAUCGACUACUUUGAACGUUUUCCGAGCAACGUUAACUUCCAUCUCACAUUUUCGGCUCCAAACGGAGAAUAUAUACGGGAUGACAUCACACAUGUAUUUAAGAAUGUCGCACCUCAUGAAAUGCGAGAUGGAUUUGAUUUGGUGGAUAUUGGAGCACCGAAGUUGAUAUGGGACAGGUCUGACCUGGACCUCAAGGCCACUAACUAUACUGUGGAUACGAAGACUAUCAACAUCUCUCCAUCAACAACUAGUACUAUUUCCGCCACGACAACCAUUGUAUAUUCCGCGACGAAGGUAGAACUAACAUGUAAUUUGUACAACUGGAGUCUACCAAUCGAGUACUCCGAUCGCGCUACCCAUCCGUUCAAACAACAGGAGAAAAGUCCAUGUAGCGAUACCACACAGCAAGGCAAGAGCAAUUGUAUCUGUCCUCCAGGAUGGAAAGGCGCUUUCUGCGAAUACGAUGUGAAUGAGUGUAGACAGACUGACAUCUGUCAAAAUGGUGGAACUUGUGUCAACAUUCCUGGAUCCUUCUUCUGCUCGUACAACCGAGGCUGGACAGGGGACCUCUGUGACGUAGAUAUUAACGAGUGUACGCUGAAUGUGUGUCAACACAACGCUAGCUGUCUCAACACCCAGGGAUCGUUCCGGUGUGUCUGUCCUAACGGCUGGACAGGGAACUACUGUGAAUUAGACGUAUUUGAAUGUGUAGAAUACCCAGGAAUUUGUGCAAACGGAGCGACAUGCAUCAGCACACAGGGUGGAUAUAGGUGUCGCUGUCCACAAGGCUGGAAGGGAGACAACUGCACCGUUGAUGAUCCGGAGUGCCAUACGUUCCCGUGCCAGAACGACGGCACGUGUGUGGAAUUAGACGGCUCGUACCGCUGUGACUGUCAAGAAGGUUUUAUGGGCACUAACUGUAAAACAGAGAUCCCGGAAUGUGACGCUAUGCCUUGCCAGAACGGAGGUACAUGUGUAAACACGUUUGGAUCCUACUACUGCACCUGCUCGUUAGGCUGGGUAGGACUCAACUGUUCGACAGAUGUGAAUGAGUGUAGACAGACUGACAUCUGUCAAAAUGGUGGAACUUGUGUCAACAUUCCUGGAUCCUUCUUCUGCUCGUACAACCGAGGCUGGACAGGGGACCUCUGUGACGUAGAUAUUAACGAGUGUACGCUGAAUGUGUGUCAACACAACGCUAGCUGUCUCAACACCCAGGGAUCGUUCCGGUGUGUCUGUCCUAACGGCUGGACAGGGAACUACUGUGAAUUAGACGUAUUUGAAUGUGUAGAAUACCCAGGAAUUUGUGCAAACGGAGCGACAUGCAUCAGCACACAGGGUGGAUAUAGGUGUCGCUGUCCACAAGGCUGGAAGGGAGACAACUGCACCGUUGAUGAUCCGGAGUGCCAUACGUUCCCGUGCCAGAACGACGGCACGUGUGUGGAAUUAGACGGCUCGUACCGCUGUGACUGUCAAGAAGGUUUUAUGGGCACUAACUGUAAAACAGGACGCUAUGCCUUGCCAGAACGGAGGUACAUGUGUAAACACGUUUGGAUCCUACUACUGCACCUGCUCGUUAGGCUGGGUAGGACUCAACUGUUCGACAGGCUGCGCAGCCGGUCACCGGCUAGUGUGUCGUCUGUCAGGAUGAAGGUAUACCUAGCAGCCGUGGUAGCCCUGGCAUGUAUCAUUUCCACUGUCGGUGAGAUAGACGAAUGCGGACGUAAGCCGUGUGAUAAUGGUGCUGUCUGUAUCAAUACUCCAGGAUCAUACUACUGUAAUUGUAAAACCGGCUGGACAGGCCAGAACUGCUCCAAAGACACUGAUGAGUGCACACUUAUUGCACCCUGUAUGAAUGGUGCCACUUGUGUAAACACGGAGGGUGCCUAUACCUGUAUUUGUUCCAGGGGCUGGACCGGCCAGAACUGUGACGUUGACGAAGAUGAGUGUCAGAUGAACCCCUGUCGCCAUGGCGGCACAUGCAUGAAUCUGAUUGGCUCUUAUCGUUGUGAUUGUUCUGAGGGCUGGACGGGAAAUCUCUGUGAAAGAGAUCUAAAUGAAUGUGAAUCAGCUAUUGUGUGCAUGAACGGAGGCACAUGCAUCAACAAUCCUGGUUCAUUCACGUGCCGUUGUCCUGCUGGCUGGACCAGUACUACGUGUGAACAAGAUUUCAACGAAUGUGGAUCCCAAAACCCAUGUCUAAAUGGGGCGACAUGUAAUAAAAUCAACGGUUCCUUUGUGUGUAACUGUGUGGGUGGAUGGACUGGACAAGUUUGUGGAGAAGAUGUAAACGAGUGUCGAGAGUUGAUCGCUCCCUGCUCUAACGGAGGAACCUGUCGGAAUACCCCCGGAUCCUACUACUGUGUCUGUCCUCCAGGCAGGACUGGUAAACUCUGCAAGGAAGAUAUCAACGAGUGUCUCCAGUUUCCCUGUCUCAAUUCCGCGACUUGUAUUGAUAUGGCAGGAUCAUAUCGAUGUGAAUGUUCCCAAGGAUUUACCGGAAGUAACUGUCAUCUCGACAUUGACGAGUGUCUGACUUUGAAUCCCUGUCAACAUGGCGGCAGCUGCAUCAACCUCUUUGGCUCAUACAUCUGUCAGUGUCCACUAGGCUGGAGAGGGGUAAAGUGUGAGAACGAUUGGGAUGAAUGCCAGUUCAAUCCUUGUCUCCAUAACGCCACAUGUCUUAACACUGUUGGCGGUUAUCAGUGUUUCUGUCCUCUUGGCUGGACCGGCGAUCGUUGUGAGAGUGCCAAAGAUGAAUGCAGUAAGAUCCAGUGUCAGAAUGGAGGACAGUGUGUCAACAUCAUGGGCUCCUAUCGAUGUAAUUGUACGGAAGGCUGGCUCGGGCAGUACUGUGGUAUAAACGUCGACGAAUGUUUGUUAUCUCCCCCUGUCUGCAUGAAUGGCGCCACCUGCCAGGAUAAGCAAGGAGGUUUUAGUUGUAUCUGUGGUAUUGGCUAUAAAGGACCUUACUGUGAAAUAAACAUCAACGAGUGCCUUGAGGGUGCCUACCCUUGCUACAACGGAGCGACAUGUAUGGACAAUGAUGGUGGAUAUCGGUGUAUAUGUCCCACCCAGUGGUCAGGCCCACAGUGUAACAAUGAUAUCAAUGAGUGUACGGAGAUGGAUUAUAGCGUGUGUAUUAAUGGAGGAACAUGUAUAAACCUCGCCGGGAACUACACGUGUCAGUGUCCACCAGGAUGGUCCGGUCAGAGCUGUAACAUUGAUGUUAAUGAAUGUAUAAAUAAUCCAUGCUACAAUAACGCCACCUGUCGAAAUCUGGACGGAUCCUACAUCUGCCAGUGUACUUCCGGCUGGACUGGAGAUAACUGCCAAAUCGAUGAAAACGAGUGCCAGUUUAAUCCGUGUGAGAAUGGUGGAUCCUGCUAUAACAGGCCUGGGUAUUAUGAAUGCACCUGUUCUCCUGGAUGGGAGGGCAAAAAUUGCCAAAUAGAUGUGAACGAGUGUUUGACCAUGCCAUGUCUGAACGGAGGGUCAUGUAUCAACAGUACUGGCUCAUUCUCUUGUCAAUGUCCACCAGGCUGGCAAGGUGACAGGUGUGAAACAGACGAAGAUGAGUGUUUGCGCUUCCCAUGUCAAAAUGGAGGCACCUGUAGAAACCUACGAGGCUCUUACAAAUGUGACUGUCCCCAGGGUUGGUACGGUGACGAAUGUCUGAAAGAUAUCGACGAAUGCAAGAACCUUACCUGUAAAAAUGAUGGCCGCUGUAUCAAUACCCCGGGCUCUGUCCAGUGUCUGUGUGGCAGAGGAUGGACUGGGAAAUUCUGUGAUGUUGAUGUUGACGAGUGUAAUGUCAUGUCCUGUCUGAAUGGUGGAACGUGCCUAAACACAGCGGGUGGCUAUAAAUGCCUCUGUCCACCAGGUUACACGGGUGAAGUCUGUAACCUAGACCGAAAUGAGUGUAUGUUGUACCCCGGUAUCUGUCAGAACGGUGCCCUCUGUGUCAACACCAUCGGUACCUAUACAUGUCGCUGUCUGAUUGGCUGGACCGGCACCAACUGUACCGAGGACGAGAACGAGUGUCUACAAGACCCCUGCCUUAAUGGUGGUACAUGUAAUAACUUACCUGGAACAUUUGACUGUAACUGUCCACAGAACUGGAAGGGCCAGAGGUGUGAAUUGGAUUACAACGAGUGUUCCGAGGUAGGUAUCUGUCAAAAUGGCGGACUAUGCAUCAAUAUCCAAGGAUCCUACAUGUGCCAGUGCCAAACUGGUUGGACGGAGAAAUAACUGUGAGAUAGACGUAGACGAGUGUUUGGUAGGACCCUGCCAGAAUGGUGGCACUUGCCAGAAUACACUUGGAUCCUACACCUGUCUUUGUGAGAAUGGAUUCACAGGAGGAAAUUGUGAGAUAGAUGUUAAUGAAUGCCUUACGUCCCCUUGCCAGUUCGGAGGAACAUGUAUAAACACGGUGGGCUCCUACUUAUGUCAAUGUCCCCCAGGCCGCUCAGGCAUUAACUGUGUCGGAGAACAAUGACAUUGGUUGCUGUACUGUUAAUGUUGUCUGAUGGAUUCAGAGCUUUGUAGUCAACUUCAGGUUGGAAACGACAGAGAAUGUACAGGGUUAGUACAUACGAAAUAUAUUAAAGACGAUAACGCUGGGAGGAACAGGGAUGCCGAAGGAUAGGUACUACAGCCAUGCUCCGACGGGCAAUGACGACUUGUAACAUCACGUGUAACACGUCAAAAUAACAAAAAGAAUAAAUGAUUUUCAUAGUA